This is a messenger RNA of Geodia barretti, 204 nucleotides long. The record is from the annotation of a GenBank genome assembly. NCBI's taxonomy places the organism in Eukaryota, Metazoa, Porifera, Demospongiae, Tetractinellida, Geodiidae.
UGUGCAGACGUCACUGCCAAUGGCCUGCCAGUCUGUCAUUAUCAGCAGUGAUACUAUGGUUGUUAUCAACCCCAACACCGUCAGAUUUGGGUGUCCUCCAGGCGCACUCUCCAUGGAAGAGAGCUAACUGGAGAAUUAAGACUGUCACUCCAGCAGCCACACAGAACCAGCCAGCCGCUCUGAACUGUGGAGUCUCUGGAAACU